GGCACAUCCACUUUGAUUCCAAUCCACCCUGGGAUCUUCAUCAAGCCACAUCCGUUGCCGAAUGGUAAACAAGUCGCAGCCAUUUACCGUCGAUGUACGGAGUAGCACCACCGCAAUCCCACGCAAUCCCACUUGUCUCUCUUCUCUCCAUCACUGUCACAAGACUCGAUCUUACUCAUUCUAUACUUCUCAACCAGAAACCCGAGCUGACAAUGACUGCCUCCAGCGACUGCACUCGUUCACCUUGUGAACUAUGAAGCCACCACCUGUCCAACACUCCAACCCCAAGUCAAACAAGACAUUGAAGCGCAAAAGGCAGUCUUCCAAUUCACACGAUCUAUCCCCCAAUAUCCUCUCAAAAGGAGUCGCCGAUAAUCUGGUCUACUCUACUCGAGACAUUCCCUGGGAAGAACAGGUGACCCUUGGUCAACGGUUCAGAGAAUCAGGUCAAAACGCCUGGCCGGUGCGUUGUAUAUUACAAGAGCGUGGAACAGGCAAGAGCAAGAGAUAUCUAGUAGACUGGCUACAACAUCCCCUAACCGGCGAGAGAUUCGAGCCAACUUGGUGUCCAGCCUCCGACUUAGGCGACGAUCUCCUCAACGAGUGGAAUAAGAGACAGUCUCAAUCAUCUACGCUAGACACCACUUCGCUCUCUAAUGGACUACACGACUCUCAGAACAUCGAUGAUUCAGCGCACUCGACCAUAAAGUCAUCUAAAAGCGGUACCUUGGCGCCUUCCUCUAUAGAGAUUGCAGAAACUCCGCAAGACAUUUCGCAGCGUACUCUUCCCACCCCACAAAACACCAUCUCUGUGAGCAUCCCGACCCCGAGCAUCAACAAAUCAGACUACGAAUCUCUUCCAAGCAGCCAAAUCGCCGCCGAUCUUGGGCUACGCGAUCCCGAUCCGCCACCAGACGCAACACCAGGCCCUCACAUUCGAAGGAGACGAGCUCCAGUUCUGUCAGACUCUUCCUCUCUAGCUAUACCCUCACGACUGCCCAAUAAUAUCAAUCAUCUAUCCCAAGGGAGCCUUAACCAAGUACACGCCAGCCGUCGUCCAACGCAUCAGAAAUCUAUUUCCUCACCAUCUGCCCAUUCCUCCUCUAGGGCUCCUGCCCCCCGAGCCAUCUUUGAAGACCGAGAUUCAGAGUCAUCCUCUGAAACAGGGAGCUUUGCUACUCCGGAAUACGUUCCAAGUACCCAAGGAGGCCGUCAAGCUAGUGUUGAAUUAGGAUCUGAUCCAAUUGUUCUGCACUUCUCCACUCCACUUCUCUCGCCAGAUCUGGCAGAGCAAAGUGAUAAACUCCACGAUAUCCGUACAUCGACACAAUCGACUACGGUAUCGCCUCUAUACACUACUGGUGCUCCUCCUUCACCAUCAGAUCGUUUCCUUGCAACACAGCCGUCUGCACCAUCUCCGUCUUGGCAUUUUCAAACACAGCUCCCUCUAUCAAGCAUUUCCUCGAUCCCACAACAAUCACACUCGCGAGACCAGAGAUUAUUCGAGGCAGGCAGGACCUUCAUACAAAUAAUGGACAACCAAUCCUCUCAAGCAACCGACUCGAUAGAUAGUAGUGCCGCAGGAACGGUGCAUCCAAACGAAAGCACUCCACAGUCAAAGCCAAGCUCGGACUCGAUGCCGGCGGAUACCUCUCCCGUCAUCAGGACCGUCAAUCCUAACGCUGUGUUCAAGAAUGGUUACUCGUCUUCGAUUGACGACAAUUCUGCAACAGAACCUGCACUUCCUAUUCAAGAUUCCAUCGAAGACGAGCAUCUUAACGAAGAAGCUGAAUCUUCUGAUUCCAAACAAAGCUCUAGUCAACAGUCCGUGGAAAACGAACAAGAUGUUGACCACGUUGACGGUCUCAUCCUGCCUACCGUGCCAAUUGUCGGUCCUGCCCAGUAUUGCCUUGCUCUUCCUGCUGAGGGCAAGGUACAGUCCACGUAUUUUGAUAUCAUGAAAGCGAAGCGCAAGGUCAUUUCCAAGUUUAUCAAUCGCCAUGAAGCGAUCGGAUCCGGUAAUGGAUCUCCUAACAGGACCCAUCAGCGAAACGACAUCGUUGAGCUGGUUCAACGUCUACAUGACACCACCACCCAUAUUGAUCUCGGACUACCAGGCUUCUCCACACAAUACUCACUUGACUCCCAAGAGCAUGCCGCCUACGCCAAUUACGCCGGAUCCAAAUUCUCCUUUCUCGGCCAUUUAGUUGAUGUCCUCAAACCUGUCGAGUGUACUAUCGUUGUCAUGGCGCAAUCUGGCCCUAUCCAAGAUUUGUUGGAGCAGUAUUUGACCAUGAAACAUGUCAGUAUCAAACGACAUCACCCAUUGUCCCCUUCCGAGUCGCCAGGUUCAGAACGUUCAACAAGCGAAUUUGAAGUGGAGUUAGUCAGCACGGUGACCAGCUACGAUGUAACCCUUCGCCGCAAGCCACCCCUGAUCAUUGCCUUCGAUGCUUCAUUCGAUGCGCAGGAUCCACGGGUUCGUCGCAUGCGCACCGUCUACUCUAAUAGAAACAAUCAGCUCAUCCCUGUGUUGCACCUGUUGGUUGCCAAUUCUUCAGAGCACGUGGAUCUAUGUAUCCCCAAGAGUAUGCCUUCUCCACUACGCCUGAAGUUGCUCCUGCGCGCAACCUGGCAAGCUCGACCAAACUUGGGUGGUAAAGUCACUUAUAUCCCCAAUGCCUCGGAUGGACCAGAUGGCCGACCCAUUGACAUGGCCGACUUCCAACGUGCGGUCAGAAAGAGCCCAGAACGCAAACUUGUCAUGCUGGCCAAUCUCAUUGCUCGAGCCGCCGUUUCAUUAGAUUUUGAUUCACACUGGCCAUUCACCACGAUGCCAAAGCUGGAACUCAGUGAAGCUGAAGAGAUUCCGAUCAUCAGUAGUGGUUUUACAAGCGUCGCCGAAACACCUCGAGAACCUUUGGUUUCGCAAGCUGAGAUGCCGCUUUCUCGAGCAGACACGCCGUCUGGUAAGAAGAGGCUCUUGGAUGUGGAUGUUCCCCAGCUUUUGAGCAAGCGACAACGUCUGACUCCAACACCAUUGCGAGAGACUGUAGAGGGUGCCGCCACUCCAUUGUCUCAAGCCGAAAGUCUCCGUGAUAUUGUCAGCAGGCUGCAAGCGGAUCUUCUCCUGGAAAAGACUGCUAGGAAAAAGGCCGAGGAAGAGCGUGACGAGGUAAAGGGGCUACUAGAUCAGUGGAAACGAGACCAUGCCAACCUCCAACGACGUUACGAGAAGAGGGUCAAGCAAUCACAUGAGUUGACGGAUAACAACAAGAAGCUUAUGCAGACCAUUGAGAACAACAAGUCUCGUCAAACCAAAGCCGCAGAGGACAUCACGACGUUCAAAGAGAAGGUGAAAGGGUUGCAGGAAGAAUUGACAAAGGCACGCGACGAGAUCAAAGCUGGAGGAGGGGAUGGUGCUUUGCUGGAAGUUGCCAGAGAAGAGGCACGUACCCUGCUAGCGAAGAAGAUUCAUCUGGAGAAAUCGCUCGAGAACACGCGCAAGGAUUUCGAAUUUACUCGGCAACAGUACCAGAAUGCCUCCAACAAGGCUGUUGAACUCUCGAACCAGGUCAGGGACCUUGAAGAGCAAGCGAGCAAACUCAGUCAAGAAGCCAGUACGGAGAAGCGUCGUCUCAAGGAGACCAAUUUUCAAGAGACAAUCAAGCGGCACACGGCGAAAGUGCAAGCGUUAGAACUGGAGAAUCGAGCAAGGGAUAGUAUAUUGAAGAAGUUGGAAGAGGAAAACCGACAGUUGAAGAAGAGCAGAGGAGUUCAAACCCGAGGAAGCAGUGUACAGCCACCUGGCAGUCCGAGCAUGGAUGUUCCAGGACGUGGGACUCGGUCCAGACAAGGUAGUCCGGCACCUGGCUUGCUUGGACAACACCACGGUACCGGGACCAAUCGAGGAAGCUUGCUGAGACAUGAGCGUUAGCGUAUAUGAUGCAGCUUUGUCACCGAUCGAGAACAUGACAAGUGGUGAAGGUUGUGGUGGGAGAAUGUCGGUCAGUGUUUUGGACAGACGCAGAGCAUAGAGCAGUAGAGUUGACAAGAACAAUUACAAUUACAACAAGGAGAACAAACUGCAAGGCAUAAUGCGUGGAUGAAUUAGCUGCAUAGUGAUGUUUGGAAC
Exophiala mesophila is the source of this 4135-nucleotide messenger RNA. RefSeq lists its product as uncharacterized. The transcript is spliced from 2 exons. NCBI's taxonomy places the organism in Eukaryota, Fungi, Ascomycota, Eurotiomycetes, Chaetothyriales, Herpotrichiellaceae. Gene Ontology annotation, cellular component: HDA1 complex. The record is from RefSeq and is a predicted model, not a curated record. The coding region runs from base 254 to 3937 and encodes 1227 amino acids.